Hevea brasiliensis (rubber tree) is the source of this 2307-nucleotide messenger RNA. RefSeq lists its product as uncharacterized. The transcript is spliced from 14 exons. Gene Ontology annotation, biological process: intracellular signal transduction; peptidyl-serine phosphorylation. The record is from RefSeq and is a predicted model, not a curated record. NCBI's taxonomy places the organism in Eukaryota, Viridiplantae, Streptophyta, Magnoliopsida, Malpighiales, Euphorbiaceae. Gene Ontology annotation, molecular function: ATP binding; protein serine/threonine kinase activity. The coding region runs from base 323 to 1993 and encodes 556 amino acids.
UCUAUAUAAAACGGAAGGUCCAGCAGCGCCACAUACUUGGCAUUUCAAAACCAGAGAAAAUCGCGCGGACAUCAACAAAUAUUCCAUUUUCUUUUCUUCCAUAUUUUCUCUCCAUCCAAACACAUCUCAUUCAUCCUCAUCGAUCCAUUCCAUUUCCUUCUCGUUCAUAAAUAGCUACUCCGCUCACCGUAAUCGCUGCUUCUUGAUCGAUCAUUCACUCGCACAAAUUCCGCGGAUUUGUGGUUUUUUUGGGGGAUUGGGAGGGAGGGAGGCUAUGGUGGAUGAUAGUGUCUGAGGAGGGUGGUUAGUUUCGAGGUUUCAAAUGGAUUCGGCGAGGAGUUGGUUACAGAAGUUACAGCCACGGGACAAGCUGAGGACUUCUUCUAGGAAGAAGGAUACGUUUGAUGAAGGUAAAGAUGAGGCCAAAUCUCCAGAAGAUGAGGAAUCUCUUUCCAAUGCCACCAAGCAGAAAGUUGCUGCGGCCAAGCAGUAUAUUGAGAACCAUUACAAGGAGCAAAUGAAGAAUCUACAGGAGAGGAAGGAGCGACGAACUAUAUUGGAAAAGAAGUUGGCUGAUGCUGAUGUUUCUGAGGAAGAUCAGAACAACUUACUUAAGUUUUUGGAGAAGAAAGAAACUGAAUACAUGCGCCUGCAAAGGCACAAAAUGGGUGUUGAUGACUUCGAAUUAUUGACAAUGAUCGGCAAGGGUGCAUUUGGGGAGGUUAGAGUUUGUAGGGAAAAGACAACAGGCCAUGUAUAUGCCAUGAAAAAACUUAAGAAAUCAGAGAUGCUUCGCAGAGGCCAGGUUGAGCAUGUGAGAGCUGAAAGGAAUCUGCUUGCAGAGGUUGACAGCAAUUGUAUUGUAAAACUAUAUUGCUCUUUUCAAGAUGAAGAAUUUCUGUACCUUAUCAUGGAAUACCUGCCUGGUGGGGAUAUGAUGACUUUACUUAUGAGAAAAGAUACGUUGACAGAAGAUGAAGCUAGAUUUUAUGUUGCAGAAACAGUGUUAGCUAUUGAAUCUAUCCAUAAGCACAAUUACAUUCACAGGGAUAUCAAACCUGAUAACUUGCUACUUGAUAGAUAUGGACACUUGAGGCUGUCUGAUUUUGGACUGUGUAAACCAUUAGACUGCAGUACCAUCCAAGAAGGGGAUUUUUCAGUAGUGAACAACAGUGUUAAUGGGACUGGACAGAAUGAAGAAGGGCCAGCGGUUCCAAAGCGCACACAACAGGAGCAACUACAGCAUUGGCAAAAGAACAGAAGGAUGCUUGCUUACUCCACUGUUGGUACACCUGACUAUAUUGCUCCAGAAGUACUGCUGAAGAAAGGUUAUGGGAUGGAAUGUGAUUGGUGGUCACUUGGUGCUAUUAUGUACGAAAUGCUUGUGGGAUACCCACCUUUUUAUUCAGAUGAUCCUAUGUCAACCUGUAGGAAGAUAGUAAAUUGGAAGACUCAUUUGAAAUUUCCAGAAGAAGCUAGACUAUCUCCAGAGGCUAAGGAUCUUAUUAGUAAACUCUUGUGUAAUGUCAACCAGAGAUUGGGAUCAAAAGGCGCAAAUGAAAUAAAGGCUCAUCCAUUUUUUAAUGGUAUUGAAUGGGAUAAGCUUUAUCUGAUGGAGGCUGCAUUUAUCCCUGAGGUCAAGGAUGAGCUGGAUACUCAAAAUUUUGAAAAGUUUGAAGAGGCUGAGAAACAGUCCCAAACUACUACUAAAACUGGUCCAUGGAGAAAGAUGCUUUCAUCUAAAGAUCUCAAUUUUGUGGGCUACACGUAUAAGAACUUUGAAAUUGUGAAUGAUUAUCAAGUGCCUGGAAUGGCUGACUUGAAGAAGAAAAACACCAAACCAAAGAGGCCAUCGGUGAAGGCACUUUUUGAGACGGAGUCAGAGACAUUGGAAUCAUCAGAUACUACUAGUGAACAAUCUGUUCAAGGGAGUUUUCUGAAUCUCUUGCCUCCCCAACUAGAAGUAUCUGAAAAGCAGAAGGAUUCCCUCUAACCCUUCCGAUCACUUUGUACUGUCUAAUGAGGAACUCUGUUCGGUUAACCAACUACAAUUUGACCUCCAAUUAUUAAAUUUUCAUUCUUAAUGUUUCUCACCACACUUGGAUGCGUUGCUCUACUGACAGUUGCGUGAAGUUUGAGAGGCUUAAUCUCCAAAACCUUAAGGAAGUGCUGGCUUUCACACAGCUGAGGGAAUGAUUCUCCAAGUUUUCUGGGUUAUAAAGAUGAAAACAAGACAGGACAAAACAGUAGAGAAGAUACUAAUUCAUUUACUAUUAGAAUGUAAUAUAUUUAUUUAUUUUUAUUUUA